AUGGUGUUUGGCCAGUGCGAUGCCUAUGCGCAGCAUGGGGAGGCGUGGCCCCCCUUUUUCCUGAGGCGCCGCAGCCCGGUCCGCGAGGUGCUGGCGGCUCAAGGGCUGGUGCUGGCCCUGUGCGAGUCGGGCGUCUGCACAGCCUUUGACCAAGGCACCGGCGAGCCUCUGUGCUUCCUGAACGCGGAGGCGGAUGAGGUGAUCCGCUCCCUCUUCCUCAACCAGCACACGCUCAUCACCGUCAGCAUCUUCAGCGGCGACGCCCUCCAGGGCCUCAAGGUGCGCGCCACGCCGCUGACCGCCAUCCGGGCGGGGCGGCCGCACCCGGCCUGGCGCCCGCUCUUCACGUCUGAGGUGCUGUGCUGGCCUGGGUUUGUGGAGUUUGACGACGUCAACCACGUCGCCAUCACGUGCUGCGCGGAGACCAGGGAGGUCGGCGCUGCUCAGUUCCCCGCCCCCGAAGCCUUCAUCCACCUGCCCUUCAACCGCCUGUUCCUGGCGUUCUGGGGGGCGCACGGCGCGCAGCUGUGGAACUUCCAGGGGGAGCGGCUGGCCACCCUGGCGGGGGCCGCCCUCUCCACCACCGCCAACACUGUGUAUGUCAGCAACACCCAAGACUUGUUGUUUGUGUACUGCCCACCAGCCAGCAGUACAGCUCCAGACAGCGCCCCCCCCGGCGGCCUCACAGCAGCAGGGCAGCAGGAGCGGGGAGCAGCAGACGGCAGGGCUGGCAGUGCUGCACAAGGCAGCGGCGGCGGCAGGCAGGACACGACGCACCUGGGCUGUGUGCGGGUGUUUGACCUGCUGACUGGGUGCCACGUGGCGGCAGUGCAGCAGCCGGAGCAGGCAGGAGGGGCACACCCGUUGGGCCCCGCUGGCAGCAGAAGAGGCGGCCAUCCCACUGCUUCCGCAGUUGCUGCUGCUGCGCUGAAGCAUGUGACGGCGCUGCUGUAUGACCAGGCCAGCCACCGGCUCUACACGGGGACGGCAGACGGCAAGGUGCAGGCCUGGGGCCUCUGA
Molecule: messenger RNA, 1020 nt
Organism: Chlorella variabilis
Lineage: Eukaryota; Viridiplantae; Chlorophyta; Trebouxiophyceae; Chlorellales; Chlorellaceae
Exons: 6
Coding region: 1-1020 (339 amino acids)
Molecular function (GO): protein binding
Source: RefSeq, a predicted model, not a curated record